This is a messenger RNA of Chlamydomonas reinhardtii, 1585 nucleotides long. RefSeq lists its product as uncharacterized. The coding region runs from base 380 to 1177 and encodes 265 amino acids. The record is from RefSeq and is a predicted model, not a curated record. The transcript has 5 exons. Lineage: Eukaryota; Viridiplantae; Chlorophyta; Chlorophyceae; Chlamydomonadales; Chlamydomonadaceae.
GGCCAUGGUCGAACACUUGCAUGGCCGAACACUUGAGCAGAAGUUGGCGGCAGCACCAUCUUCAGAGCACUGUCGGACAUCUUUGCUGUGCCAUUCUCAAUCGACACUCACACUCCCAGCCCAGCAACCAUCAAUGCGCCAAAACCUUGAAGUCUGCCCCCCAAACAGCAUUACAAUGAUUGCCCUUGCCUUGGUAGGUCACCACCCACGGGUCUGCUGGGCCCGCUGAUGACGCGGCAGGCGCCCAUUUUCGCACAGCUUUCUCGCUUCUCUCUACACACAGCCGGGAAAUUCCGCAUGUCCCACAGCUCCUUGCACGCUUUGAAUUUACCUCCAAGUAUCAAUCUUCAACCCACCCAGGCUCCCCAGCCUCUGAAUCAUGAACCCCGGCGACGAGCAAGGCCGCGGCGCCGUCCACGCGGCGUUCACCGGCCCUCAGCAGUCCCAACAGCAGCAGCAGCAGCAGCAGUCUAUGAUGAUGGCUAUGGCUCCCGGCGCCCCGCUGAUGGCGACCACCACCACCACCACCACCACUCAGGGGUCCUCCAGCUACGCCGCCACUGCGGUGUCCACGGCGGUGGACCCGACCACGGGCCGGCCCUUCACCACCUACCGCAACAUGGCGGUGGGCGCGGUGUCCGACCCCGCGGGCGGCACCACCACAGUGGCCUACCAGUUCCAGCAGCAAACACCCAUGACGGGCGGUGCCAUGGACCCGGCAAUGGCCGCCACCGCCGCCGCCUACCCUUACGCCGCCCUCAAGGCUGGCGGCGGCGCCACCCUUCAGGACGUGGCGGCGGCGGGCGCGGGCGGCGGCGGCCAGGAUGACUACAAGGAGGAUGACUACGUGGGAGUUCGUGGGGGCGGCGUCCGGGCGUAUGAUCCCGAGGCCCCCAUGGCUGGCGAUGACGACAAUGAUGAUGAUGGAGGGGACGUGGACGCGGAUGACGACCUAAUCGAGGAUGACAAUGCUGCGGAGGCGGCCGGCCCGCUGCAGGACGUGUACGAGCCGGACGUGGUGGCGGACCGCGGCGGCUUCGCAUACGGCCAGGCCGCAGCAGCGCCCAGCUGGGGCGGCGCCAGCGACGUGUCCGCCAUGCUGGGAGGCACCUCAUCGCUGGCGGGUGGGGACUCGGUGGAGACCACAGGGCGUGGAGGCGGAGGUGGCCGGGCGUGAGCGUGAGUGUGUGUGAGCGUGCUGGAGGCUGUGGUGAUGUAGGAGGAUGUUUUGGGUUGUGUAAUGGAGAUGGGAGAGGGCGCAUGGGGUUUCAGAUGUUUUGGGAGCGGGUCUGAGCAUCUGAUGCACGAGGGCGGCCAGCAGUAUUGCAGUAGGGACGCACGCACGGACAGGGGUGUUCUCCGGGGGCUCGGCCCUAUCUCCCCCCUGAAUCGGUGUGCUUCGGGGACCCAGCCCAGAAAUCACAUUGUACCGGAUCCGCACAAGUUCGGCGAAAGCAUCGUGCCGGGAUUGUGUUAUUGCGGUGUGACUUGGAUGAUAUACAUAUAGAUUGACAGCUGAUGAAUUGACAGGAGGACUUGCAUAUGGUGCAAGACGCCGUGUCGACAUGCGCACAUUUAACAUCCA